Tetrahymena thermophila SB210 is the source of this 1771-nucleotide messenger RNA. RefSeq names its product RNA-binding protein. The transcript has 3 exons. The record is from RefSeq and is a predicted model, not a curated record. Lineage: Eukaryota; Ciliophora; Oligohymenophorea; Hymenostomatida; Tetrahymenidae. Gene Ontology annotation, molecular function: RNA binding.
AGUUAACAUAAAAUAUUUUAAAAAAUAAGUAUAGGUAAUACCAUUUUUUUAAAAAAAACUCUACAGCCCUUUACUUAACAUUAUUAAUUAAUUAGGAUAUAUGCAUAAAAAAGGUAUGAGUUAUUUAAUAAAUUAAAAAAAAAAUUUAAAGACAUAAAAAAAAAAAAGAAUAUUUUAAAAAUUUAUUAAGUUAUUGUCUAAUUAUUAUCUAUCAAUAAUUUUUAGCAGGAUUCGAAGCAUCUAGUAGUAAAAUAAAUAAAUAAUUGAUAUUAUUUAAAAGGUAUUUUACUUAUUAAAUAAACAAAUCUUCAAUUUAAUUAAUUAACCAAAAUAGGAAAGCAAUACGUUUUAAAAGAAAAUGAGUUCUGCUUUAGCUGAAAAUAAAUUUAUGAAAUUAAUCCCUAAGACUCUAUCUAACUAGCUUAACUUAAUCAAAAAAGAUAAAGAAAUUGAUGAACAGAAAAUAUAAAAAAUGUAACAUGAAGAUUGUACAUUAGCCAGUGAUAGAAUUCUAUUAAGUUAAUAAAAGAGAAGAGAUAUCAGUCCAAAGCGCAAUUAAAAAUAGAGUGAUGAUGAAGAUAGUAAUGAUAAAUGGUAAAAAUUUCCUCCUAAGCAAAAGUAAAUUAAAAAAAUAUCGUUAAGUUCAGUGAGAGAUAGCUCAUAAAAAUGGUAAAAGAAUCCUGAAGUAGUUCCUGUAGUCGCUAAGCCAAAAAAGAAAAUAACAAUUUAGCGCGAUGAAAAUGGAAAAGCAUAUUUUGAGGAGGAGAUAAUUUAACCAUCAAAUUCUUCAGGUAACAAUAAUAGAUCUAAUAUUACUUACUAAUAAAACUAACACUCGCACCAUGAUAACAGAAUAGAAUAAGAAUAUGAUAGCUUAGAAGACUCUUAUGAAAACAAGCACAAUGAAGAAAACAUAAAUAGGUAAUCUUCUUCCAACUCUAAUGGAGGAAGAAGACUUAGCAUCAAAAAGAAUGCUUCAAAAUACGGAUAUAUUUAAGCAGAUAAUUUACCAAAACAAAUAGACAAUGAAUUUUUGAAAGAUUUAUUAAAAAAAGAGAAAGAUAACAUCAUUGAAUCAUAUAAAUCAGAUAACUUUGGAAGGGUGAAAUUUAAUUCAAAAGAAGCUGCUGAAAGAGCUAUAACUAUUUUGAACAAACGUAUUUUAUAUGGAUCACAAAUUAACUCUUAUGAAAUUAACUCUGAGGAUUAUGAAAAACAAGGCUAGCAUUAGAAUAAUAACGAAGAUAGAAGUUAGUUAUCAAGUCGUAUUCAAAGCAAACAUAGGAAAUGAUUAAUUUUUUAGCUAAGUUUUUAAUUUAUUAUUAAUGAACAAUCAAUAAACGAAUGGAUGAAUAAAUCAGAUAGUCAAAUAUAUUCAUUUAAAACGAAGUUUACUUUUCUAAAAUAUUGUUUAGUUGUUUAGUAAAUGUUAUAAAAUAAAUAAAACCUAAAUAAAUAAAUUAAAUAUAAUAAAUACAUCAGAUAUUAUUAAAUAAAAUAAAUUUGAAAAUGUAAAGAUUAAAUUGCUCCAUGAUAUAUUGAUAUAAAUAACUUAAUUGAAUAAAAACUAUCUAUCUAUAACUAAUUCAUAAUAAUUAUAAUUCUAAACUAAUAUUCAAAUUCUAUAGCAAUUAGUAAUUAACUAUUCAUAAACUUAUUAAAUAUUUAUGUUCUUAUGCGUUCACUUAGAUAAAUUAUAAUUACUUAUUAUCUAUUAUUUUAUUUUGUUGCUUAUUUAUUAAAUACCUUUUUAUCCAUAACAAAAGCAGCU